Molecule: messenger RNA, 1408 nt
Organism: Anoplophora glabripennis (Asian longhorned beetle)
Lineage: Eukaryota; Metazoa; Arthropoda; Insecta; Coleoptera; Cerambycidae
Gene: Rpt4
Product: 26S proteasome regulatory subunit 10B
Exons: 7
Coding region: 165-1343 (392 amino acids)
Biological process (GO): positive regulation of RNA polymerase II transcription preinitiation complex assembly
Cellular component (GO): proteasome regulatory particle, base subcomplex; cytosolic proteasome complex
Molecular function (GO): ATP hydrolysis activity; proteasome-activating activity; ATP binding
Source: RefSeq, a predicted model, not a curated record
AUUUAAGUUGGCCCUCCCUUUUUUAUAAAAUGACAUUUCGGAAUUUUGAAGUUGUCACAAAAAUACUGUCAAUUGUGGAUGUCAAUGUGCCAGUCAUUGCAGCUUGUAACGAAUUGUGAUUUCGUCUAAAAAGUGGAUAUAACUUUGAAUAAAUAAAGAACAAUAUGACUCAAAUGGAUUCUGAAAGAGAAAAGGGCCUUCAAGAAUAUCGAAAGAAACUAUUGGAACACAAGGAAGUAGAAUCGCGUUUGAAAGAAAUGCGAGAACAGCUAAAGGAUCUGACAAAACAGUAUGAUAAAUCCGAAAAUGAUUUAAAAGCCUUGCAGAGCAUGGGUCAGAUCGUAGGAGAAGUAUUAAAACAGCUAACAGAAGAAAAGUUUAUUGUUAAAGCAACAAAUGGGCCUCGUUACGUUGUGGGCUGCCGCCGCCAGUUGGACAAAUCUAAAUUAAAGGCUGGUACAAGAGUGGCUCUCGACAUGACUACUUUAACUAUCAUGCGGUACUUGCCCAGGGAAGUGGAUCCUCUCGUGUAUAAUAUGAGUCACGAAGAUCCAGGAGACGUAACUUAUUCCGCUAUCGGCGGUUUAUCGGAACAGAUCAGAGAACUAAGAGAGGUUAUCGAACUCCCUCUGCUUAAUCCUGAGUUGUUCAUGCGUGUUGGCAUUACGCCACCCAAAGGAUGUUUACUGUAUGGACCUCCGGGAACAGGCAAAACACUUUUGGCAAGAGCCGUAGCCUCUCAGUUAGACGCGAACUUCCUGAAAGUCGUUUCCAGUGCUAUCGUAGACAAAUAUAUAGGAGAAUCGGCCAGGCUUAUUAGAGAGAUGUUUAAUUAUGCCAAAGACCACCAGCCCUGCAUCAUUUUUAUGGAUGAAAUUGAUGCCAUCGGUGGUCGUCGAUUUUCCGAGGGCACUUCCGCUGACAGAGAAAUCCAGCGUACGUUGAUGGAACUGCUGAAUCAGAUGGACGGUUUCGAUUCUUUAGGACAGGUCAAAAUGAUAAUGGCUACAAACAGGCCAGACACCCUGGACCCCGCCCUCCUCCGUCCGGGCCGUUUGGAUCGUAAGAUCGAAAUUCCACUUCCUAAUGAGCAGGCCAGACUUGAAAUUCUUAAAAUCCACGCUUUGCCGAUCGCUAAGCACGGUGAAAUCGAUUACGAGGCCAUCGUGAAACUUUCCGACACUUUCAACGGAGCAGAUUUGAGGAAUGUCUGCACAGAAGCUGGACUGUUCGCGAUACGAUCUGAGAGGGAGUACGUUAUACAGGAAGAUUUUAUGAAGGCCGUUAGAAAGGUUGCAGAUAACAAGAAACUGGAGAGCAAGUUGGACUAUAAACCUGUUUAAUAAAUUUAAGUUUUAGUUAUAUCGAUGUGUUAUUUUUCGUAAAUUAAAUAAAGCUUUUUUGUGUA